Messenger RNA from Paramecium octaurelia, 12244 nucleotides. The record is from the annotation of a GenBank genome assembly. NCBI's taxonomy places the organism in Eukaryota, Ciliophora, Oligohymenophorea, Peniculida, Parameciidae.
AUGAUGUAUUUAGUGUUCUCAAUCCUAAGCUAUGUUAAUUCGUAAACAAAGAUAAAUUUGCAAGGAGCAUUACCAUUACAUAUGGAUUGCAGCAAUAUUGAUGAAAGUAGCAAUGCAAAGUCUUAUCAAUAGUUGAAAAUGGAUUCGUAGGAUUGCAAUACUUUUACGAUUACCUCUCGCAAUAAGGAUAACUGAAUAAUUUAGAUUAGUUGACUUUCAGCAUUUGGAUAAUGGUUCAUUAGCAGAUGAAAUUAGGUGGAAGAUAGAUAAUUUUUGCCUUCGUUGAUGGUUAUACAAAAAACCCAGUAGGAAUAUUAUUUUUUAUUUAGUAUUUAAACUUAAUGCUUUACUAUUAAAUAGAGUCAGGCGAUUAUUACAUGUAUUUGGUCAAUUCUAAAUUUGAGCCAGAAAUUUUAAAGCUAAAGAUUGAUUAGUAAAAAUUUCAUUUUAUGAAUAGAACAAAUAAUCUCUACACAAACUCUUGGAAUCAUAUAUUACUUUCAAUAGAUUAAAGAACUGAAAAUACGUUUAUAAAUCUAAAAUUUUUUUCGACUUAUAAUUACUAACUCUCAUAAAAACUAGAAACUUUAGUUACUUAAAAGUAAUGUUUUUCAUAAUUGAAAGGUUACUUUAUCGAUUUGGACAACAUUCAAGAAUAACAAAUGAAUAGCUUUAUGAUAUGACUUCUGACUAUAUGGCAUGCGUAGAUAUUGCUAAUUUUGAUUUAAUCUAUGGAUGGACAACUAUGGACUCAGAAAUCUAUGUUGAUUAUGAUGUCUAACUAAAAUUUCUUCUAAAACCAUUUCAAGUUAACUCAAUCAAUGUGAAAGGCUAAUUUCAAGAUAUCAAAUUAAGAGUAAGUCUUAAUCAGGCCUCAUAUAGUGGACCAAUUGGUUUGUAUGUGUAUAGAGACAAGCAAAUAGUCUAUAGCUUUGAAGAGUAGAUGAGUUCGUUCACUCUAAUGUUUUGGGUGUAACCAAGAAAUAUAGCUAAACUUUUUUAAUUUUUCUCCUUUACAGAUGAUUUAGUGCAAGAGACAAGCAUAGGAUUUGGUGUUAAUUAAAAUUACAAGCUUGUAUAAUAUUAAGCUUAUACUGUACAAAACUAAUUAGGCAGUUUCUCAGCAAAUGUAUGGAAUCAUGUGAUGAUUGCAUUAUUGGAUAUAAGUAUAAAUGAAAAUUUUAUCCCAUAAAAUUCGAAAAAAAUAAUGAGAACCUUUAUCGACACAUCCCAGACUUCUCUAAUUAUAGUUCAAAAUAUCAAGGCUUAUAAGAGACUGGUAAUAGGCCCUGUUUUUAAAGAUGCUCGUGGAAAUGAUUUCUUGGAUAUUUAAGACAUUAGAAUUUUUAAAGGCUAUGGUAUUUUAUAAUCAUCUGGCGAUUGUCAAUAUUUUGUUGGACCUUAUUGUGCUUUUUGUAGAGCAGCAACUCAUUAUUGUAAAGAAUAAGAUCCUAAUGAUGACUAUACCUACUACAACUGCCCUGCUGGAUAUAUAGAAUAACCAAAUGGUUGUGUUUCAAUAACGAUACCAAAUUGUUUAAGACAGCAAGGUAAUAAUUGCAAGGUGUGUGCAAGCAAUUACUGGUUGGAUAAUAGCACUGGAAGAUGCAUUUUGUCAAGCAGUUCGCCUAAAUCUCCUUUUUAUUGUUAAGAUUCAUAAGCAAUUUUUUGUCAAAAAACCAUUUUAUAUUCUACAUCUACAUCUCAAAAAUAUGAAGUAAGCAAACUAUGUUAAUAAAACUAUCCAAAUUAUAAUUCUAAUUCGUUAACAUGUUCAGGUUGGGGAGUGGAAGGCUGCAAUUAAGCAUAAUAUCUAAGUUAAUGUUAUAUUUGUAGUUAUAAUUAUGCUUUAACUGAAAAAAAAACAUGUAGAUCGCAAUGUAAUUCAAAUUAUAGAUUCAAUAAUAAUUAAAUUUGUUAGAAAAGUUGUAAGUCUAAAUAUCUAUAUACCUAUUCUUGCACCUUUUAUAGUCCUUAUAACUAUGUAACUUAUUACUGUAAUCCUAAUUCUAAUUGUUAGUGGAAUGAGAUAGAUAUAGGAUACUAUUGCUUAAAACCAGAGUAACAAAAAGAAGGGAAAACUAGGGGGUGUAUAAUUACUGGCCGCAACCAAAUGAGAGAUGCCACUAUCUAUUGCCAUUAAAGUUGUAAGUACUGUUUUGGGCCAGGUGAUUAAAAUUGCUUAGGUUGCUAUUCUAAUAAAUUUUAUAAUCCCUAUUUAACAGCUUGUGUUACUAAUUGUAGCAGCAAAGGUCUUUUCAAAUAUAAUAAUUAAUAAACAAAAGUUUGUGAAUUGGAAUGUCCUUCAAAUCUAUACACAAAGAAUUACGAUUGUGUUACUGAUUGCGGUUUAGGAUAUGCUUUAUAUAAGAACACAUGCUUACCAAAUACAAAUUUAACAGAAAAUUACCUUACAACUUCAACUGAUUCAUCAUCCUAAAUAAUAGAUGUAAUGCUUGAUUGCCCAUAAUUAUGUUAAACCUGCACUAGUCCUACGAUUUGUACUAGCUGCCUGAACACAUAUCCUAUAGAUUAAGGUAUGUGUGUAUUGUCAUGCUUUCCCAAGUUCUUGUUAAAAUAGGAUGAUGGGGUUAGUGUUUGUUUAUCUAAUUGUAAUCCAACUGAUCUAGUUUAUUAAAACGAUGACUUUAAUGGUUACACAAUAAAAUAAUGUUUUCCAAAAAAGUGCGGAUCAAUAAAAGUAAACAAGAUCUAUUAAACUUAUUUGCAUUAAUCUGAUACUCAUCGAUGUAUGCAACCUUGUGAUGAUGGAUACUAUGGCCAUCCUGCAACAUUGGAAUGCACUCCCUGUGACAGUAAUUGCUUUACUUGUUAAGACUUUUCUAAUUUCUGUACAUCUUGUAAUUUUAUGGAAUUCCUAUUAGAUAAUGUGUGUUUUACUUCAUGUGGUACUAAAUUUAAAAAUUAUAUAAAUUGGAGAUGUGAAGGAACCUGUUCUACCGGAUACUCUGUUAUUAAUAAAGACUUAAGCAUAUAUGUUUGUGUCGAAUAAUGUGGGCAAAUUUAUGCCUAAUAUCUCUAUUCUUUUUAAAGCUAGUGUUUAGAUACUCUUCCUCUAGUAGGAGCAUAUUGUAUCGGGAAUGAUUGUUAUGAAUGUAACGAAAGUUGUUAGACCUGUUCUGGACCUAGUUAAAACGAGUGUCUCUCUUGUUAUUCUAAGACCUAUUUAUUAAAUAAUACCUGCGGAAUAAAUUGUGGAUCAUAAAUGUAUGACAUGGUUAAUUGGUAGUGUGUUGAUGAUUGUUCAGCCUCCACUUUUAAAACAAAUAAUGGUAGCACUUAUUACUGUUCGUUAACUUGCCUAUUCAAUUAAUAUUAAUAUAAAACGAAAUGCUAUAGUAGUUAACCUUUUGGAACAUUUUGCCAAAGUAGAACAAAUUAUAUUUUUUGUGAUGGCUGUGCUGAUGUCUGUAAAACAUGUACUUCUUCCUAUUCUACAUCUUGCUCUUAAUGUAAUCCAGGAGCAUACUUAUAUGGAACAACUUGUUACUCAGAUUGUCCUGAUGUUGCCCCUUACAAAGAUAUUAAUUCUAAUAAAUGUGUCACUUCCUGUAGUAACUAUCUUGAAGACGGAUUUUGUGUAAGCACUUGCAAACCUACUUCUUACAUUUAUACUCAAUAAUUGAAAUGCUUUAUUAUGGGAUGUCCAGAGGGAACUUACCAAUAAACAAAUACUAAUUAAUGUUACACUUGCAAUACUGGUUGUUCUACAUGUACUGGUGGAGGAGCAACUCAAUGUCUAAGUUGUAAAACAAACUAUUUUUACACUAGCGAUGGAUCAUGCUCAGCAAGUUGCUAAACAAACCCAUAUAUUAUUCAAGAUUGGGUUAAUUCCCUUUGUGUAUAAUAAUGUCCCUUUGGAACUUACAUGCAAUCUUUGCCAGGAGGAGAUCUUGCGUGUAAGGAUACUUGUCCUCAAUAUUACUAUUCAAACAUUUGUGUGCCUAACUGUCCAAGCCAAACAUAUAUAGAUGGCCAAUUUUGUAUAAAUUGUGCUGUUCCAUGUUCUGUCUGUUAUGGUGCUGCUGUUAAUUAAUGCACCUAAUGUGAUAUUGGAUUCUAUUUGUAUGAUACUACUUGUGUUGAAACUUGUCCUAAUCCAAAACCCUUUGCAAAUUUAGCUGAUUAAACUUGUGUUACAGGUUGCCCAGGAUAUUUAUACUCACCUAAAAAUCUUUGCUUUAAUCCUUGUCCGGGAUUUUUAUACUAUUAUGAAUUAAAUGGUUAGAAAGAAUGUGUAGAUUAAUGCUAUUCAAAAUCAUACUUAUUGCUUGGGAAAUGCUAUGCAUGCAAUUCCAUUUGUAAGGAGUGUUUUGGCCCUAAUAAUGGUAAUUGCCUUGAAUGUGAACUACCUUAUUUUUUGGAUAAUUAGACUUGUGGGAAUACUUGCCCUCAAUUUUAUGAUUUAACAGAUCAUGUUUGCAAAGAUGCAUGCCCAGUUCAUUUAGUAAUCCAAGGAAUUAAUUGUUAAAAUGCAUGCAAUUCUGGAUAUUUAGUGUAUAAUUAAGUUUGUGUAAGUGCUUGCCCAAAUUUUGCAUAUCAAGUAGGUGAUCAGUGUUAUGAUUGUAAUUUAUUUUGUAGCACUUGCUUUGGACCAACAGCUAAUGAAUGCUAUUCUUGUAUUGAUAAUUAUUUUUUAAACUAACAAAGUUGUUAAUCAACUUGCCCUUUGUUUUCAGAUAUUGAUAAUAAACUAUGUGUAUCCGAUUGUAGUGGAAAAUAUGAAUAUACAGAUAAAAUGUAAUGUGUUUCAACUUGUCCCACAAAUUACUUGUAUUGCUUAUCAAAAUGUGUUAAAACUUUAAAUGAUGGCUAUUAUCAAGAUGGUAAUCAUUGUGAAUAAUGUGAUCCUAAAUGUUUAAAAUGCACCUCAGCAACUGUUUGUUAAGCUUGUGCUAAUAAUUUUUAUCUUGAAGUUAGUUCAUGUGUGAAUUUUUGCUCAAAUUAGUAUUUGUUCAUGGAUCCCAUCUCAAGAUCAUGUGUCACUAAAUGUCCUUCUACUUUAUACCAUUUAGAAUCAUUUGGUAAAAGAUUCUGUGUGUCAGAUUGCCCUUAUAAACUUUAUGAUCAUUGUGUUUUAUCUUGCCCCAGUGGUAUGUUUCCAAAAGACACCAUUUGUACUAAUUGUCCAUAAUAUUGUAAUGAAUGCGAAUCAGCUACAAAAUGUUCAGUAUGUUAAUAUGGUUACUAUCAAUAAAAUGAUCAAUGCCAACUAAGUUGCACAACUGGGAAAACUGAUAGAAAGAACAUUAAAUGUGUUGAUGAAUGUGACCCUUCCUUAUUUGAAUAUUAAAAUGAAUGUUUAGAAAAUUGUCCUACUGAUCCAAUCAUCUAUAAGAAUAAAUAGAUCUGUGCUCUUAGUUGUCCAUUAGCCACCUAUUAAGAUGAAUAAGAGUGUCUAGAUUGUGAUUCAUCAUGUACAUCAUGUAUUGGACCUUCAUAUUAAGACUGCAUCACUUGUUCAAAUGGGUAUUAUUUAGAUAAUCAAAUUUGCACAUAAAUUUGUCCAAAUUUAUAUGAUGAUGUCAACAAAUAAUGUGUACUUACUUGUCCUACUAACCUGUUCUAAGAUGUAGACAAAUGUGUUGCAAUUUGCAGUAUAUAUGAGUACAAUAGCGUAUGUGUCAGUGCCUGUCCACUAUUAACGUACGUUUUCAAUUCAAAAUGCUAUGAUUGUUCUGAAAAUUGUCAGGAAUGUAAUUCUUUUGGAUGUAUUAAAUGUGCUGUUGGUACCUAUUUAGAUGAUGGGUUAUGUAAUAACUAUUGCCCAUAUUAUUACAACGAUGUUAAUAAUGAAUGUGCAUAAUUAUGCCCUAAAGAUACAUACUUAUAUAUUGACCAUUGUUACUCUCAAUGUCCAUUGAGUACUUUUUAGUAUAAGAAAGAUUGUCUUCUAGCUUGUCCAUCUUUAACAGUAUUAUAGAAUACUUAAUGUGUAUAAUGUCCUGAAAGAUGUUUAACAUGUAAGAGUGAAUAUGAAUGUUCUAAAUGUGAAAGUCCAUACUUUUUAUUUAAUGGUUCCUGUGUUGUGCAUUGCCCAUUAUAAUUACCAUAUGAAGAUAUUAAUAAUGGCCAAUGUGUCUCUGUUUGUCCACCAGAAGCAUAUGAGAGAGGAUAUGAAUGUGUAAAAGAAUGUGAUUUAAUCAUUUACUAAAAAUAAUGUAUUUAAACAUGCCCUACUGGAUAUUAUGGUAAUGAUUUUUGUAGGCCAUGUCGAUUAGAAUGUAAAGCAUGUUCAAGUUUUGAAGUUUGCACUGAAUGUAAUGAUAACUUUUUCCUUGAAUUUAAUUAAUGUGAUACAUUAUGUACAAAAAUUAAGGAUUUAAAAUCAAAAUCAUGUAUUGAUUCAUGUAACUAAUUACUAUAUAAAAAUGUUUGUUAUGAAACUUGUCCUUAGAACACUUAUGAAAAUAUAAAUGAAUGUGUCUUAAGUUGUAAUGAUGGCUAUUAUGGUUCUCAAGACUUUAAAUGUCUAAAGUGUCCUUAAUAAUGUAGAACUUGCACUAAUGCUUUAUAAUGUACUAAAUGCAAUAUUGGAUAUUUUCUACAUAAUAAGCAAUGUUUGGACUAGUGUCCAGGAUAAUUUUUUUCGAACCCUUUACUUAAUGAAUGUUCGACGAAGUGUCCUUAAACUACAUUUAUAUUUUAAAAUUCAUGUCUGUUUGAAUGUCCAACUGAAUAUUUAAAUGAUAUGGAAAAUUAUAAAUGUGUGAAUAGUUGUGGAUCUUAAUAAUAUUUAAGUAAAAAGAACUGUUUAAGAUGUGCAAUAGAAUGUGAAUCUUGUACUGGCAGAGGAAAUAAUAAUUGUAUCAAAUGUGCAAGUGGGUUUACAUUAACUGAAGAUGGACUUUGCUUAGGUAGUUGUAAAGAUGGAUAUUAUCAGUCAGAUAGUUCAUGUCAAAAAUGUCUACAUAAAUGCUAAACUUGUGAAAAUGGAACUGAUUGUACUAAAUGUAGAGGUACUAAUCGAAAUGCUCAAGAUUGUUCUUGUUCAAAAGGAUAUUAUGAUGAUGAAUACUAGGAUGAUUGUAAAAAAUGUCCUUGUGAUGAAUGUACUGCUGGUGAUAACUGUCUUAUAUGCAGAAACAAUUUAUAAGUUCCAAAAUGCUCUUGUGAUCGAGUCCUUAAUGAUGAUUGGUGUAUAACAUGUCAAGUAGCAAAAGUCAAUAUCUAUUACACUGAUGAUCUUAACGAAAUAAUUGUUUAUUUUGGAUAUUUGAUUUCUGUUGAUUUAAUUAAUCCCUUUUAACCUUCAGAUUGUUCUUUAUGGUUUGAUAAUUCUGAAAUCUUUGGUUAAAAUGCUUAAUGUNUGAAAGUCCAUACUUUUUAUUUAAUGGUUCCUGUGUUGUGCAUUGCCCAUUAUAAUUACCAUAUGAAGAUAUUAAUAAUGGCCAAUGUGUCUCUGUUUGUCCACCAGAAGCAUAUGAGAGAGGAUAUGAAUGUGUAAAAGAAUGUGAUUUAAUCAUUUACUAAAAAUAAUGUAUUUAAACAUGCCCUACUGGAUAUUAUGGUAAUGAUUUUUGUAGGCCAUGUCGAUUAGAAUGUAAAGCAUGUUCAAGUUUUGAAGUUUGCACUGAAUGUAAUGAUAACUUUUUCCUUGAAUUUAAUUAAUGUGAUACAUUAUGUACAAAAAUUAAGGAUUUAAAAUCAAAAUCAUGUAUUGAUUCAUGUAACUAAUUACUAUAUAAAAAUGUUUGUUAUGAAACUUGUCCUUAGAACACUUAUGAAAAUAUAAAUGAAUGUGUCUUAAGUUGUAAUGAUGGCUAUUAUGGUUCUCAAGACUUUAAAUGUCUAAAGUGUCCUUAAUAAUGUAGAACUUGCACUAAUGCUUUAUAAUGUACUAAAUGCAAUAUUGGAUAUUUUCUACAUAAUAAGCAAUGUUUGGACUAGUGUCCAGGAUAAUUUUUUUCGAACCCUUUACUUAAUGAAUGUUCGACGAAGUGUCCUUAAACUACAUUUAUAUUUUAAAAUUCAUGUCUGUUUGAAUGUCCAACUGAAUAUUUAAAUGAUAUGGAAAAUUAUAAAUGUGUGAAUAGUUGUGGAUCUUAAUAAUAUUUAAGUAAAAAGAACUGUUUAAGAUGUGCAAUAGAAUGUGAAUCUUGUACUGGCAGAGGAAAUAAUAAUUGUAUCAAAUGUGCAAGUGGGUUUACAUUAACUGAAGAUGGACUUUGCUUAGGUAGUUGUAAAGAUGGAUAUUAUCAGUCAGAUAGUUCAUGUCAAAAAUGUCUACAUAAAUGCUAAACUUGUGAAAAUGGAACUGAUUGUACUAAAUGUAGAGGUACUAAUCGAAAUGCUCAAGAUUGUUCUUGUUCAAAAGGAUAUUAUGAUGAUGAAUACUAGGAUGAUUGUAAAAAAUGUCCUUGUGAUGAAUGUACUGCUGGUGAUAACUGUCUUAUAUGCAAAAACAAUUUAUAAGUUCCAAAAUGCUCUUGUGAUCGAGUUCUCAAUGAGGAUUGGUGUAUAACAUGUAAAGUAGCAAAAGUCAAUAUCUAUUACACUGAUGAUCUUAACGAAAUAAUUGUAUAUUUUGGAUAUUUGAUUUCUGUUAAUUUAAUUAAUCCCUUUUAACCUUCAGAUUGUUCUUUAUGGUUUGAUAAUUCUGAAAUCUUUGGUUAAAAUGCUUAAUGCUAUUUAUCUUGGAAUAGAUAUGCAGUUCAUAUAACAUUAAAGCCAUAUGCAUCUGUAAAUAUUGGAGAUCAGUUGAGUUUUAAAACCUCAUUCUAUAGAGAUGUAGAUCAAGGAAUUUGUGAUGGGUAAUUUAUAGAAUAAUUUAUUGAAAACAAAGUUAAAGAACCUAAAAGUCUGUAUAAACCAUAUAUUCUUUUUGAUAUUCCUUCUUUUGUUAGUACUUGUAAAACAAUAUAUAUCAAAUAAAUUCUAUUUGAAGGUACUGGUUAGAAAAUUUAAAACGUUCUAUCUUGGACACUUAAAGAAAUGAAGGAUGAAGAAUAGUAUUUAUAAAUGGAUGCAUUUUUGGAUAAUAAACUCAAUGAAAUUACAAUUCCAAUUAGAACAUUAUAACCAAAUGUGACAUAUACAAUCACAGCUAAAUAUGUUAAUUUCUUGCAAAGAGUGAAUUUCACCACUUUUACAUUCACAACUCUUCCAAUACAAGCUCCUUAUGUAUUUUUAUCAUAUGAACCUCUAAUAGCUAGAGUGUAUAUAUUUGAUUGUCAUGUCUCGUACUCGGAUAUGAAAAAUGAAUUUAAUGUUGCUAUUGAAAUAACAGAUGGUAAAAAUAAAACAUAUAUCUCGUUAACAUAAUAAAUAAAUCCAAUUUAUGAAAUUCCACUAAAUGAAUCUCUACUUCCUAAAGAAACUCCUUUACUAUUUACUGCUUCAACAGGAAGUUCUAUUAUAAUAGAAACUAUUUAUCUAAAAUCAAAACUAAUUGAUAUUAAAUUUUUAUAAAAAGAUAGAUUUAUUGGUUUAGAUAAUCAAAUUAAUGCAAGAGGAUUUGAUAGAAAUAUAUAAGAUGAAAUUUUGAGCACAAUGGGAAUUAAUUAUGAAUGGCAAUGUAAUAACUUAUUUAAUUUAUAACCUUGUAAAACUGAUGAGAACUAAAUUAUGCAAUUUCCUUCUAGAAGAGUAGUCAAUAUUUUUGCUGAUAGUUAAAAUACAACUUUAGUGUUCUUUGCAAAAGCAUCGAAAGUAGAUAGAUGGGCAGUCAAAGAAUAGUUAAUAGUAAUCACAGAUUUUAAUAUCGAAGAAGAAUUUUAUAUCAAUAAUAAUGAUCCUUAAAAUUCCAUUAAUGCAAAUGAUGAAGUAACAAUCUUAAUAAAAAAAUAAUAAAAGUAUGCCUUUAUUAUUCAAUAACACAAAAUUUUAUUGUCCAUGAAAAUAUCAAGUUUGUCAUUAAAAUUUAGAUUGGCUGGUUUAACUACUGAUUAUAACAGUCCUGUCUACAUCUAUUUGGUACCAGGCAAUGAAUCAAUCGCUUUCAAAUUGAAUGAUCCUCCUCAACAAGUUGAUUUUCAGAUAGAACCAUUGAUUGGAGAAUCUCUAGAGUAUUUUAAUUACACUUUAACAAAUCUUUAGGCUGGAAAUUCAAUAAGCAUCUAUUAUUAUUUUGAAAAUUUCAUUCUUGAAAGCGAUGUAAGUACAUAAUCUGUAAUUCAUGGAAUACCAUUAAUCGCAAACUCAAAUGAGACUUUUGGAUAAUUUUAGUUGCCAAGUGGAAUUACUAAUAAUUCAAUUUAAGUUCUAUGUGAGGUAUCAUCUUCUUAUGGAGCUAAAUCUUAUUUGAAGCAAGAAGUUUAUGUAGUGAGGAAAAAUUAUGAAUUGCAAUAAUUAUACAAAUCCUUCAAUAAUAAAACAAAUUUAGAAAAUCUAUAAAGUCUUCAUACAAUGAUUGCACUAAUAUAGUUAGAAGAACAGUAGGUUUGCUUGAAAUAAUGCUCAGGUGUUGGAACAUGUGUAAAUAAUAAAUGUUAAUGCCCACCUGGUUAUUACUUUGCUGACUGUAGUGGAAAUUAAGAGUAAUAAACACAAUUCAAUGAUUUUAUGACCAAUACAAUGUCAUCUUUGGUUAAAAUACCUAUCGCAAAUAAUGAUGAUAUGAAAUUAUUUAGUCAAUCUCUCUACUUUUUAACAUAAUUUAGUACUAAUAAUACAUUAAGCGUAGAAGAUUGCUCCAAUGUUUUGCAAUAAUAUAUAAAGAAUACAAAUUCUAGAUUAGAAUAGAUAAAUUAGUAUUCAAUAAAUUUAUAAUAUUAAUCAACCGAUGAUUUUAACUACUCUUAAAUAGAUAUUCGUUCUUUAGUAAAUAAAAACGAUUUACACACAGCCCUUAAAAGUACUGUUUUUAUGUGGGAAAAGACUUUAUUUACUUCAGGAUCAAAUGUCUAUUAAUUAUAAAAUCAUCUCAACAAUUUGAUAAAUAACAUCAUUGAAUUAUCUAUCUUCUCUUUAAGCCCUAAUGAUAAAAUAGACUAUUCAAUAGAUACUGCAUCUAUAACUAUUUAAAAAUCUUAAAACCUUCCAUAUAACUCGAGUAGAAUGUUAGAAGAAAUCAAUAGUUAGAAAUCAGCAAGUUAUGAUAUAGUUUAUGCAAUUUACAUAAGAAACUUUUAUGCCUUUGAUGGUUACUUCCCAUACCCUUAACAAAUUUACCCACUAUAUGAUUAUUAAAUCAGAUAGUCAAGUCGAAAAGAAAAUAUAGAGUUAGAUUAGCCAAUCUCAUAUCGAUUCGGAAUUCAAAAUGAUACUACUAAUUUAGUUUGCUUAUAAAGAAAUGCUAAGACCUAUGAAUGGUUUGAUUAAAAUUGCACCCUCUCUGAAAUUAAUUCAACUUACUAUUGUAAUUGUACAACUCUCUCUCCUACAACAAUUUGUAAUGACUAUGAUUUUCUUUACCGAGGUUCUUCAGAAUUUAGGAUAAAUCUUCCAAACAUCUUUUAUAUCAUUUAUAUUGCUUAAUUAAUAAUUUUAGGAAUAUUUGUGUGCAAAUCAAAAAAAUAAAAUACUGAAUAAUAAUCAGAAAAGACAAAAUUCGGCCAUGUUAUGAAAUUAACUAGAAAGAGCAAAGUGAACAUUGUUGGUAGCAAAGUUUAUCAAGUUGAACAAGAGAAGGAACCUGGAGAAUUAAUAUAGCCAUAAAUCAAUAAUUAAGAUAAGAAAAAAAAUGAUAAAUUUCAUUUUAAUCAUUUCUGGGUAAUUAAUUUAUGCUUAUAUUUAGAAAUACCAUUGCUUAUCAUAGUUGAUAUUUAAAUAAUUAACUUACAUUAGCCCAUUUAUGAGAUCACUUUUAAUAUUAAUAAGAUGGAAUUCUGCAGUGAUUAUUGGAGAAAUAUUAAGUUUUUUUUAAUUUGACUUCUAAGUAUCUAUCUGGAUUAUAUUUGCAUCAAUAAUCCUGAUGAGAAUUAGUGAAAAUAUCCUAAAAGUAUAUAUAAUUCUAAUUUUAGAAAUAAGUAAAGUAUUUUUUUGUCAUGAAACAAAGUAUUCUGAUGAUAUUAAUUAAAGGUUUUAUACUACUAAUCUUGUUGUUCACAAUAUUAAGUGGAAUAUAUCUUUAUUUUAUGAUAGCUAACUAAACAAAUUUGGUAUUUAAUCUAAUUUUAUGUAGAUACUUUCUUAUUUCAUAGCAAUAUUAAUAGAUAUCCUUCUGCUUGAUAUCAUCAUAUUUAGCUCUCAAAGAUUUUUAGGGGAAAAUAAAAAGAAGAACUUAAGAAAAUCGAUCAAAGAACUGAAAUAAAUUGCAAAAAUUCAAAAGUAAGUCAAUUGA